CUACAGGACUGAUCGUUUCAGUUCUGAACACUUCACUCAGGAUUUGUCCAGCUUUUUUUUAUUCUCACCGCCGAGAAUAAAAGCUUGGGACUAGCCUGAUUCCGUUCUUCGAUUCGAGUCCUUAUCACGAUAUGACGGCGACAGAUAGAAUCCGCGUGAUCCAUUAGUGUUGCCGAGGAACAUGCUUCGAGUGCUCGUACAGAAGUUCGAAAUUGUAGCUGUGAACAAGCGCCAAAACGAAUACGUCGUUAUGUAUUCGGGAACGUAACUGGUUGAAUUCGUAAUCGUUUUAUUAACGCGACUCUGUAGAUAGUUGGAGGGUGCGGCGAUACGAUUAAUAAGGGUAGCGGGUUCUCUGAUAAAAUGCCACCGCAGGAGAAAUUCGAGUCUCCCAUGCACUUGAAGAACGGUCAUGAUGAUAACGCGGCGACUCCGGGGAAUUCGACGAGUGUUCAAGUACAGCCUGACAGAAAUGUCAAGAAAGAGACCACGAGGGACAUGGACUUCGACGAAUUGUUACCCUACGUAGGGGAGUUCGGUGUUUAUCAGAGAAUUCUGUUCGUUUUGAUGAUCCCCUUCGCCUCGUUCGUAGCAUGGGUGUACUUCUCGCAGAUAUUCAUCACGUUGAUACCGGACGAGUACUGGUGCUGGGCGCCGGACCUGGAGAACCUCACAGUGAGCGAAAGACGCGCGCUGGCGAUACCUGCCGGGUCGAGGUGCAGCAUGUACGAUGUAAAUUACACGGAGGUCUUGUCGAACGGAAGCCACGCGCCGGACCCGUCGUGGCCGACGAAAGCCUGCCAACACGGAUGGGAAUUUAAUUACAGCACGGUCCCUUACGCAACCGUAGCGACCGAGCUCGGGUGGGUCUGCGAGCAAGAUGCUCUGCCCACCACGGCUCAAAGCAUCUUUUUUAUCGGCGCGAUAUUCGGGGGAUUGAUCUUCGGCUGGAUCGCCGAUCAAUACGGCAGGAUACCGGCGCUAAUCGGCGCUAACAUGAUGGGGUUAGUAGCCGGAGUGGCUACCGCUUUCACUAACACCUUCUGGCAGUUCGCGCUCUGCCGUUUCUUUUUCGGUUUCGCCUUCGACAAUUGCUUCACCAUGAUGUACAUAUUAGUAUUGGAAUAUGUGGGGCCGAAGUGGCGCACGUUCGUCGCGAACAUGUCGAUAGCCAUGUUCUUCACGUUCGCGGCCUGCGUUUUACCGUGGAUCGCCUAUUUUCUGGCUGAUUGGAGAAUGACCUGCAUCGUCACCUCGGUUCCUCUUGUCGUCGCCGUGGCAACGCCGUGGCUGAUACCGGAAAGCGCACGAUGGCUGGUCAGCCAAGGUCAGGUGGACAAGGCCAUCAAGAUACUCGGCAAAUUUGAGAAAAUUAAUGGUACCAAAGUACCCGACGAUGUUUAUAGGAGAUUUCGGGAGACCUGUAUAAAAAUAUGCAAAGAGGAGGAAGCAGAUAAGACGUACUCAGUGUUGGAUCUGUUUCGAACUCCACGGCUACGGAACAUCACUAUCCUAUUUAUUGUAAUAUGGAUGGCGAUCUCUUUGGUGUUCGAUGGUCACGUACGAAACGUCAAUAAUCUAGGCUUGAACGUGUUCAUGACGUUUACGAUCGCUGCAGCCACCGAAUUGCCAGCUGACACAUUCCUCACCCUCGUCCUCGACCGAUGGGGCAGACGAUGGCUGGCUUGUGGUUCACUCGUCGUCUCCGGUAUUUUCAGCAUCUGGGCUUCCACCGUUUCCAAUAACAUUUACUCAGCCACUCUGGCGAUCCUCGGCCGAUUUUGGAUAAACAUAUCCUAUAACAUCGGGCUUCAGUACGCAGCUGAGGUGCUUCCGACCGUAGUCAGGGCUCAGGGCGUAGCUCUGAUACAUAUAAUGGGAUACGUAGCUAGUAUCCUGGCACCGUUCGUUGUGUACCUCGACGUAGUCUCGCCGAUUUUGCCUCUUCUGGUAUUGGGCAUCCUCGGCAUCGCGAGCGGUCUUCUUACGCUGUUCCUGCCGGAGACGUUGGACAAGGAUCUGCCCCAGACGCUGCAGGACGGCGAGGACUUCGGGAAGAACCAGAAAAUGUGGGACGCGCCUUGCAUCGGAAGGAAACGCGAAGACGAGGAAACACCACCAGUCGCCAUGUUUAGAUCUUUCUCUAGAUGCAGCGCGAGGAAUUCGAUGAAGGCGUUCACGCGAGGCGAAGCGAUGAGAAGCAGCAUGAUUAGCAGGUCCAGCGUUAGGUCAAGGAAAAGCGGUAACGCGGUCGUGGAGGUGGAGAGACUGUAAUGUUUGUUCCACGAGCGUGACACCAGUGGUAAUUAAAUUAACUGAAUCAAAUAAUGCUGUCGGUUAUCAGUAGCGAUGGGAUCAAGUUCGAUAUGUACUCACAAAUUCGAGUCAGUUUCAAUAAACAAGUUUCGAUUUGUACUCAAAGGCAAUAAUGUUUCUAUGAUUAUAUUUGAAAAGUAUUUAUUUUAUUGCAUAUCGAACCUCGGAAUAAGUACUUACAAGUUUCGAAAAAAUACGUAUAAGUAACUGUUGAAAGGAAUUGAAUCAGAAUUGUAUAGUCGAUCUUAAGUAUUUUAUUUAUUAAAGUCAUAACUAUUUAAGAAUAAUAUUUCAUUUACAAUAUUAGGUUUUAGUCUGUUUAUUUCUUGUCCAUGAUAUUUGUUAAUUUAGAAAAUAAUCUUUCUACGGAGACUACAGAAAGGGGUAAAGGGUGUCAUUAAUGAAACAUGCAAUUAGAUCACAGGAUAUAACUUUAUUUUAAUUAUAUUUUACAUAAUUAAUUUUAAAUGUAGAAAAUUUCUGAGAUUCAUAAAAGUUUCGAAUCUAUCGACCAAGGUUUGAGUAUACUUGCAAGUAUUACUUCCGUUUACUAAAGUGCAAGUGGAAAGUUCGACUACACUUACGAAUUCUGUUUCUAUUUUCCGAAGUACUUAUAGAGAGUUCGAAUUCAAUCAAAAUUCGAACGCGUUUGCGAGGUACUUGAUCCCAUCCCUAAUUAUCACUAGACUGCGGAUUUUAUGUAUGUGUAAAAAAUUGAACAUAUUAAAAAUAUAAACACUGCAUAUAAUAAAAAUAUU
Molecule: messenger RNA, 3074 nt
Organism: Ceratina calcarata
Lineage: Eukaryota; Metazoa; Arthropoda; Insecta; Hymenoptera; Apidae
Product: organic cation transporter protein
Exons: 8
Coding region: 364-2274 (636 amino acids)
Biological process (GO): transmembrane transport
Cellular component (GO): membrane
Molecular function (GO): transmembrane transporter activity
Source: RefSeq, a predicted model, not a curated record